AUGGACGACCUGCGGGUCCUGUGGAUGCGCGACCGCGUGUACACUACUUUCAACCUCAGCGACCCCAAGCUGUUCGAGGACCUGUUGAACCGCGACGACAGCGAGGCGGAGGACCUCAUCCUGCACUUCCUCAACUAUGCAAGCGACGAGGAGGGCGCCUCCACGCUGUUCUUCUACCGCGUCCUGGUGCCGGAGGAGGUGGAGGUGGAGAUUGAAAUCCCUAUGAUCCUUGAAGAGGAGGCUGAGGAAGAAGAGUCUGAAGCUCAAAAAGCAGAGGACAUUGGUAAAGUGACAGCCAAGCAUUCGAAGCUGAAAAGCGACUCCGUGACCCCCUCCCUGUUCACUUCAGAUGACGAUGACCCAGAGAAAGAGCACUUAGACAGAUGGGUUAACAAGAAGCUUGUGAAACGUACCAUCAACAGGCUGGACUUGCAUGUGCAAUGCAGCCCCAUUCCAGAGGAGUUUCUGGAACAGAAUGUGGUGUUCUUCCUCAGAAACACAAAAGAGGCAAUCCCAGAAGCCACUGACAUGAAGGAAGCGAUGGAGAUCAUGCCAGAAACCAUGGAAUAUGGCAUCAUAAACUCGGAAGUGCUCCGCUUUCUGAGGGACAUCCUCUGCCAGGUUUUCUUGCCUGGGCUGUCCUUCAACCAGCACAAGUUGGAGUCAGGCCAGGGAACAAUGUCUGCAGAAACCCGUGAGUUUUCUUCUUUUGACACACCAGAGAUAUCCGGCAAGUCCGGGGAAACGGUGGAGUACCACAGCUUCCAGCUGAUACGUGAUGAGUUCCUAAUGAAUCUUCAGAAAUUCGUGAACAACAUUCAAAGAACCAUGCAGCAGCUUGAAGGUGAGAUCAAGCUGGAAAUGCCUAGCAUCAGUGUGGAGGGGGAAGUGUCCGAGCUGGCGAACAACCCGGAAAUGCUGGAGGCCUUGGAGCAGUGUGUGAUCAACUGGAUGAACCAGAUUUCAUCUGCUCUGGAGAUCCAGCUCAGGAAGACACCCCAGGGCAAUGGCCCUCUGGCUGAAAUUGAGUUCUGGCGAGAAAGAAAUGCAACGUUGAGUGCCCUCCAUGAGCAAACAAAGCUUCCGUUUGUUAGGAAGGUUUUAGACGUGCUCAAAGAAGCUGAAUCCAUGCUCACAUCCAAUGUGCAGCCUGUCCUGACAGAUCUGUUCAAACUCCACAUGGAGGCCUCAGACAAUGUGCGCUUCCUGUCCACCGUGGAACGUCACUUCAAGAACAUCACGCACGGUUCCAGCUUCCACGUGGUCCUGGACACCAUCCCGUCCAUGAUGAGCGCCCUGCGCAUGGUGUGGAUCAUCUCGAGACACUACAACAAGGACGAGAGGAUGAUCCCACUCAUGGAGCGCAUUGCCUGGGAGAUUGCUGAGCGCGUGUGCAGAGUCAUCAAUCUGCGCACUCUGUUCAAAGAAAACAGAGCAAGUGCCCAGCAUAAAACCCUGGAGGCCAGAAACACUCUCAAGCUAUGGAAGAAAUCCUACUUCGACAUUCGCGCCAAGAUUGAGGCUUCUGGUCGGGAGGCACGGUGGGAGUUUGACCGGAAGCGGCUGUUUGAGAGAACAGACUACAUGGCAAGCAUCUGCCAGGACCUCGCAGAUGUCCUGCAGGUCUUGGAAGAAUUUUACAACAUAUUUGGCCCAGAGCUCAAGGCUGUGACAGGGGACCCCAAGCGUAUCGACGAUGUCCUUUGCAGGGUGGACAGCUUGGUUGCCCCAAUGGAAAGCUUGAACUUUGACCCCUUCAGCAUCAAGUCCUCCCCGUACUGGAAAUAUGUGAUGGAUGACUUCAAGAUUGAAGUUCUGGUUAUUGAGAAAGAAGCAAAAAAUUUUAUUGAUGAAUCUUUCAAAACACUGCGGUCGGCAGAAGCAGCCUUUGACAUGCUGUUAAAAUUCAAGCAUAUCCGCUCCCGGGAGGCCAUCAACCGGCAGAUGAUGAUGAAGUUCAAUGACAUUCUGGCCCAGUACUGCAAGGAGAUAGACAUCAUUAAUAAGAUCUUUGUGCAGAACCUGGACAACCCACCACUGUACAAGAACCACCCCCCGGUGGCGGGUGCCAUAUCCUGGGAGCGCUCCCUCUUCCAUAGGAUGAAGCAUACCAUCCUCAGGUUCCAGGAAGUUGAGGAACUCCUGGACAGCAGUCGGGGCCAGGAGGUGAAAGAGAAGUACCUGGAGGUGGGCAGGACGAUGAAGGACUAUGAAGACCGCAAGUAUGAACUGUGGAAGGAGAACACGGAGCUAAGCCUCCCAAACCUCAUGAAGAAGAGUCUUCUCACCAAGAUUGCCUGCUCGGGCGAGGAUUCAUCCUCUGUGGAUAAGGGAGCCAUGUUUGUCAUCAACUUCUCUCCUGUUCUCAGAGAGAUUAUUAACGAAACCAAGUACUUAGAGCAGCUGGGAUUCACUGUCCCUGAACUGGCAAGGAACGUGGCCCUCCAGGAAGACAAAUUCCUCAGGUACACGGAAGGAAUCCAGCGCAUGCUGGACCACUACCACCAGCUUAUCAACACGCUGAACGAAGCAGAGAUGGCACUCCUGGAUGACCACUCCCAGGAUCUGAUCAGGGUGUUCCGCUCUGGGUACAAGAGGCUGAACUGGAACUCACUAGGUAUCUCUGACUACAUCAAUCGCUGCAAACAGGCCAUUGGCAAGUUUGAGUCCCUUGUCCACCAGAUUCACAAGAAUGCAGAGGACAUCACCUCCAGGCUUACACUAAUCGAGUCUGUCAACCUCUUUAGGUACCCAAUCUCCAAAACUGAGGAAGGGCUCCCAGGUGUAAAAGAAUUCUUUGAGCACAUUGAACGAGAAAGGGCCAAGGAUGUGGACCACAUGGUCCGGUGGUACCUGGCUAUUGGGCCGCUGCUGACCAAAGUGGAAGGGCUCGUUGUGCACACCAACACUGGCAGGGCCCCCAAGCUGGCCUCCUACUAUGAGUACUGGGAAGGCAGAAUCUAUGACGUCUUGGGGAAGGUCAUCCUGAAGAACUUACAGGUCUUCAAUUCUCUGAUCCUUGGGAAUACCCCUCUGUUCCAAGCUGAAACCAUUCUGACGGCUCCGGAGAUCAUCCUCCACCCUAACGCCGCCGAGAUCGAUAAGAUGUGUGUCCACUGCACCCGCAACUGUGUGGAGGUUACCAAGUAUUUUGUACGCUGGAUGAAUGGCAGCUGCAUUGAGUGCCCCCCUCAGAAGGGCGAGGAGGAAGAAAUCGUCAUCGUGAGCUUCUACAAUGACAUCUCCUUGAACCCCCAGAUCAUGGAUCAAGCUGUCAUGAUCCCCCAAAAUAUCCACAGGCUCCUAGUGAACCUCAUGAAGUACCUGCAGAGGUGGAAGCGCUACCGGCCCCUCUGGAAGCUGGACAAGACUAUCGUGAUGGAGAAGUUUGCGUCCAAGAAACCGCCCUGUGUGGCCUAUGACGAGAAGCUGCAGUUCUACUCCAAGAUUGCUGCAGACGUGAUGCGCCACCCACUGAUUAAGGAUGAGCACUGCAUCCGGCUGCAGCUUGGGCCACUGGCCAGCACCGUGCAAGAAAAUGCAAAGUCCUGGGUGACUUCACUGGGGAAGCUCCUCAACGAGUCAGCCAAAGAGGAGCUUUUUAGCCUCCGGGAUGAGAUUGAGCACCUGAACAAGAAUCUUAAGAAGAGCCCCAACACCCUUGAAGAUCUCAAAUUCGUCCUUGCAACAAUUGCAGAGAUCAGGACAAAAUCUUUGGUCAUGGAGCUGAGGUACAAGGACAUCCAGGAGCGGUACCGCACCAUGGGGAUAUACAGUAUCUUUGUGAGCAUGGAACUCUUAGGCAGUUUUGAAAAGGAGCUGGCCAAACACGAGAAGAACCGGCAAGAACUGGCCAACGCAGAGAAGCUGUUUGACCUCCCCAUUACCAUGUACCCUGAGCUCAUCAAGGUGCAGAAGGAGAUGACAGGGCUCCGGAUGAUCUAUAACCUGUAUGAGUCCCUAAAGGUUUCCAAAGAGGAGUGGUCCCAGACCCUCUGGAUCAACCUGAAUGUCCAGUAUCUGCAGGAAGGUAUCGAUGGCUUCCUCAAAGGCCUCCGCAAGCUGCCACGCCAUGUACGCAACUUACCCGUGUCCUUCCAUUUGGAAGCAAAGAUGAAGGCAUUCAAGGACUCCAUCCCCCUCCUUCUGGACUUGAAGCAUGAGGCCCUGAGAGAGAGACACUGGAAAGAACUCAUGGAGAAAACAGGCGUGUUCUUCGAGAUGACAGAGACCUUCACACUUGAGAACAUGUUUGCCAUGGAGCUGCACAAACACACAGAAGUGCUCAAUGAAAUUGUCACAGCGGCCGUCAAGGAGGUCGCCAUCGAGAAGGCCGUAAAGGAAAUCCUAGACACCUGGGAGAACAUGAAGUUUACAGUGGUCAAGUACUAUAAAGGCACGCAGGAGCGAGGCUACAUCUUAGGGUCUGUGGACGAAAUUAUCCAGUGCCUGGAUGACAACACCGUCAACUUGCAGAGCAUCUCCGGGAGCAGAUUUGUGGGGCCUUUUCUUCAAACUGUCCAUAAGUGGGAAAAGACACUGUCUCUGAUAGGGGAGGUCAUUGAGAUCUGGAUGCUGGUUCAGAGGAAGUGGAUGUACCUGGAGAGCAUCUUCAUCGGUGGGGACAUACGGUCCCAGCUGCCAGAGGAGGCCAAGAAGUUUGACAACAUCGACAGGAUAUUUAAGAGGAUCAUGGGGGAGACUUUGAAAGACCCAGUGAUCAAGCGAUGCUGUGAGGCUCCGAACCGCCUCAGUGACCUGCAGGGCAUCAGCGAGGGCCUGGAGAAGUGCCAGAAGAGCCUAAACGACUACCUGGACUCCAAGAGAAAUGCCUUCCCCAGGUUCUUCUUCAUCUCAGACGAUGAGCUGCUCAGCAUCUUGGGCAACAGCGACCCACUGUGUGUGCAGGAGCAUAUGAUCAAGAUGUAUGACAACAUAGCCAUGCUGCGCUUCCAUGAUGGAGACAGCGGGGAGAAGUUAGUGUCGGCCAUGAUCUCGGCAGAGGGAGAAGUCAUGACGUUUCGCAAGAUCAUCCGGGCUGAGGGGCGUGUAGAAGACUGGAUGACGGCUGUGUUGAUCGAAAUGAGAAGGACCAACAGACUCAUCACCAAGGAAGCCAUCUUCAGAUACUGUGAGGACAGAAGCAGGGUGGACUGGAUGUUGCUGUACCAAGGCAUGGUGGUGCUGGCUGCCAGCCAGGUAUGGUGGACUUGGGAAGUGGAGGAUGUCUUCAAUAAAGUCAAGCAAGGGGACAAGCAGGCUAUGAAGAACUACGGCAAGAAGAUGCACAAACAGAUUGACGACCUGGUCACACGGAUCACCCUGGAGCUGAGCAAAAAUGACAGGAAGAAAUACAACACAGUCCUUAUCAUUGAUGUCCAUGCCCGGGACAUUGUGGAUUCCUUCAUCCGGGGCAGCAUCCUUGAGGCCCGGGAGUUUGAAUGGGAAAGCCAGCUUCGCUUUUACUGGGACCGGGAGCCAGACGAGCUCAACAUCCGCCAGUGCACGGGGACUUUUGGCUACGGCUAUGAGUACAUGGGCCUGAACGGGAGGCUGGUCAUCACACCCCUUACAGACCGCAUCUACCUGACACUCACACAGGCGCUGUCCAUGUAUCUGGGAGGUGCCCCUGCUGGUCCAGCGGGAACCGGCAAGACAGAGACCACCAAGGACCUUGCCAAAGCCCUGGGCCUGCUGUGUGUUGUCACCAACUGUGGCGAAGGCAUGGAUUACAAAGCUGUCGGGAAGAUCUUCUCUGGCCUCGCCCAGUGUGGCGCGUGGGGCUGUUUUGAUGAGUUCAACCGGAUAGAUGCCUCUGUGUUGUCUGUCAUCUCAUCGCAGAUCCAGACGAUUCGCAAUGCGCUAAUCCACCAGCUGACCACGUUUCAGUUUGAAGGGCAGGAGAUCUCCCUUGACUCUCGGAUGGGCAUCUUCAUCACCAUGAACCCAGGCUAUGCGGGCCGCACGGAGCUGCCUGAGUCCGUGAAGGCGCUGUUCAGGCCUGUGGUCGUCAUUGUGCCCGACCUGCAGCAGAUCUGUGAGAUUAUGUUCUUCUCCGAGGGCUUCCUGGGGGCCAAGACGCUGGCCAAGAAGAUGACAGUUCUGUACAAGCUGGCCCGGGAACAGCUCUCCAAGCAGCACCAUUACGACUUUGGGCUCCGGGCCCUGAAGUCGGUGCUGGUCAUGGCUGGCGAGCUGAAGCGAGGCUCUGCAGAGCUGCAGGAGGAUGUGGUCCUGAUGCGGGCACUGCGGGACAUGAACCUGCCUAAGUUUGUGUUUGAGGACGUCCCCCUCUUCUUGGGCCUCAUCUCUGACCUGUUUCCGGGGCUGGACUGCCCCCGUGUACGAUACCCGGAUUUCAAUGAUGCGGUAGAGCAGGUGCUGGAGGAGAAUGGCUACGUACUUCUGCCGGUCCAGGUGGAUAAAGUGGUCCAAAUGUUUGAGACCAUGCUGACCCGCCACACGACCAUGGUGGUGGGGCCCACAGGAGGGGGCAAGUCCGUGGUCAUCAAUGCUCUGUGUCAGGCCCAGACAAAGCUUGGGCUAAUGACGAAGUUGUACGUCUUGAACCCCAAAGCUGUGAGUGUCAUUGAGCUAUAUGGCAUCCUGGACCCCGCCACUCGAGACUGGACGGAUGGGGUGCUGUCAAACAUCUUCAGGGAGAUCAACAGGCCGACCGACAAGAAGGAACGGAAGUAUAUUUUGUUUGAUGGUGACGUCGAUGCCUUGUGGGUGGAAAACAUGAACUCAGUGAUGGACGACAACAAGCUGUUGACCUUGGCCAAUGGGGAGCGCAUUCGGCUCCAGGCACACUGUGCCCUGCUCUUUGAGGUGGGAGACUUGCAGUAUGCCUCUCCUGCUACUGUAUCUCGAUGCGGGAUGGUCUACGUGGACCCUAAGAACUUGAAAUACCAACCAUACUGGAAAAAAUGGUUACAAACACAAAUACAAAACAAGGUGGAGCAAAAGUAUUUAAAUGACCUCUUUGAGAAAUAUGUGCCCUUGCUCAUUGACAUGAUCAUAGAGGGGAUAGUGGACGGGAGACAAGGCGAGAAGCUCAAGAUGGUGGUUCCUCAGACGGACCUGAAUAUGGUGACCCAGUUAACCAAGAUGAUGGAUUCACUACUGGAAGGGGAGAUCGAGGACAUGGACCUGCUAGAGUGUUUCUUCCUGGAGGCACUCUAUUGCUCCCUCGGCUCCUCCCUGCUUGAGGUGGGACGGAUCAGAUUUGACGAGUACGUUAAACACCUCUCGUCAAUGCCCACCGCAGACACGGAGGGGGUCUGGGCCCGUCCUGGAGAACUGCCAGGGCAUCUUCCCACCCUGUACGACUUCCAUUUCGAUUCCAAGCGGAACUACUGGAUCCCAUGGAGCAAGCUAGUUCCUGAAUAUGUUCACAGCCAUGAAAAGAAAUUUGUCGACAUCUUGGUUCACACAGUGGAUACGACCCGUACCACCUGGAUACUAGAGCAGAUGGUUAAAAUCAAGCACCCUGUUCUUUUUGUGGGUGAAUCGGGCACUUCUAAGACAGCCACUACCCAGAACUUCCUUAAAAAUCUGAGUGAGGAGACCAAUAUCGUGCUGAUGGUCAGCUUCUCCUCACGAACCACAUCCCUGGACAUCCAGAGGAACCUAGAAGCGAGUGUAGAGAAGCGGACAAAGGACACAUACGGGCCGCCCAUGGGGAAGCGCCUGCUGGUGUUCAUGGACGACAUGAAUAUGCCAAAGGUAGAUGAGUAUGGCACCCAGCAGCCUAUCGCCUUGCUGAAGCUGCUGCUGGAAAAGGGCUACUUAUAUGACCGUGGGAAAGAGCUCAACUGUAAGAGUAUCCGUGACCUGGGCUUCAUUGCUGCCAUGGGGAAGGCAGGAGGGGGCCGCAAUGAGGUGGACCCCAGGUUCCUCUCGCUGUUCAGCGUCUUCAAUGUCCCCUUCCCAUCCGAGGAGUCUCUGCACUUGAUCUACUACUCCAUCCUCAAGGGCCACACCUCGAACUUUAAUGAGAGCAUCGGGGCCGUGAGCAAGAAGCUGACAUUCUGCACAUUAAUGCUUUACAAAGACAUUGUCCAAGACCUCCCUCCCACGCCUUCCAAGUUCCAUUACAUCUUCAACCUUCGAGACCUCUCCAGAGUGUUCAACGGUCUUGUCCUCACCAAUCCAGAUCGGUUUCAGACAGUGACUCAGAUGGUAAGGGUGUGGAGAAAUGAAUGCCUGAGGGUUUUCCAUGACCGGCUCAUCAAUGAAGUAGACAAGCAGCUGGUGCAAGACCACAUAGGGAACCUGGUGAAGGAGCAUUUUGAGGAUGACUUCGAGGUGGUGAUGAGAGACCCCAUUCUGUUUGGGGACUUCCGGAUGGCCCUGCAUGAGGAGGAACCACGCAUUUAUGAAGACAUCCAGGACUAUGAGGCUGCCAAGGCACUGUUCCAGGAAAUCCUCGAGGAGUACAACGAAAUCAACACCAAGAUGAACCUGGUGCUGUUUGACGAUGCGCUGGAGCACCUGACCCGUGUGCACCGCAUCAUCCGAAUGGACCGAGGCCAUGCCCUGCUGGUGGGUGUGGGUGGCUCCGGGAAGCAGUCCUUGUCCAGGCUGGCAGCUUUCACUGCAGGCUACGAGGUGUUUGAGAUCCUGCUAAGCCGGGGCUACUCUGAGUCUAACUUCCGGGAGGACCUGAAGAACCUGUACUUGAAGCUGGGGCUGGAGAACAAGAUGAUGAUCUUUCUGUUUACGGACGCCCACGUGGCUGAGGAGGGCUUCCUGGAACUCAUCAACAACAUGCUGACCUCAGGGAUCGUCCCUGCGCUCUUCCCUGAGGAAGAAAAGGACGGUAUCCUCAGUCAGAUUGGGCAGGAAGCCUUGAAGAACGGCAUGGGCCCGGCCAAGGAGUCUGUGUGGCAAUAUUUCGUGAAUAAGAGUGCCAACAACCUACACAUUGUCCUGGGCAUGUCACCAGUGGGAGACACCCUGAGGACUCGGUGCAGGAAUUUCCCAGGCCUAGUCAACAACACUGGAAUCGACUGGUUCAUGCCCUGGCCAUCCCAGGCCCUGCACGCAGUUGCCAAGUCAUUUUUAGGAGGUAACGCCAUGAUUCCUGCAGAGAAAAUCGAAGACCUUGUGGAGCACGUGGUUAUGGUCCACCAGUCGGUGGGUGAGUUCAGUAAGCAGUUCCAGCAGAAGCUGAGGCGUAGCAACUACGUGACGCCCAAGAACUACCUAGACUUUAUCAACACGUACUCCAAACUGUUAGAUGAGAAAACCCAGUACAACAUAGCACAGUGCAAGCGUCUGGAGGGUGGGCUGGACAAGCUAAAGGAGGCCACCAUCCAGCUAGACGAGCUCAACCAGAAGUUGGCAGAGCAGAAGAUUGUCCUGGCCGAGAAGUCAGCUGCCUGCGAGACUCUGCUGGAGGAAAUCGCCACCAACACAGCCAUAGCGGAGGAGAAGAAGAAGCUGGCAGAGGAGAAAGCUAUGGAGAUAGAAGAACAGAACAAGAUCAUCGCUGUAGAGAAGGCUGAAGCCGAGACAGCUCUGGCUGAGGUCAUGCCCAUCCUGGAGGCUGCCAAGUUGGAGCUGCAGAAGCUGGACAAGUCAGAUGUGACUGAAAUCAGGUCAUUCGCAAAGCCCCCAAAGCAAGUGCAGACAGUCUGUGAAUGCAUUCUUAUCAUAAAAGGCUACAAGGAGCUGAACUGGAAAACCGCUAAGGGCAUGAUGUCUGACCCCAACUUCCUGAGAUCCCUGAUGGAGAUGGACUUCGACUCUAUCAACCAGGGACAAGUGAAGAAUAUCAAAGUCCUCCUGAAAAAUCUUAACACCACAAUUGAAGAAAUGGAGGCCGUGAGCAAGGCGGGGCUGGGGAUGUUGAAGUUCGUGGAGGCCGUCAUGGGGUACUGUGACGUGUUCCGGGAGAUCAAGCCCAAAAGAGAAAAGGUGGCCAGGCUGGAGCGGAAUUUCUACCUAACCAAACGGGAGCUAGAACGGAUCCAGAAUGAGUUGUCGGCGAUCCAGAAGGAGCUGGAGGCUCUGGGGGCCAAGUAUGAGGCCGCCAUCCUAGAGAAGCAGAAGCUGCAGGAGGAGGCAGAGAUCAUGGAGAGGCGGCUGAUUGCAGCUGACAAGCUCAUCUCUGGUCUGGGAUCAGAAAACGUCAGGUGGCUCAAUGACCUCGAUGAGCUAAUGCACCGGCGGGUGAAGCUGCUGGGCGACUGCCUGCUCUGCGCAGCCUUCUUGAGCUACGAGGGUGCCUUCACCUGGGAGUUUCGGGAUGAGAUGGUCAACAAUGUGUGGCUGAAUGACAUCCUGGAACGAGACAUCCCCCUGAGCCAGCCUUUCCGGCUGGAGAACCUCCUCACAGAUGACGUGGAGAUCAGCAGGUGGGGUUUCCAGGGCCUUCCACCCGAUGAGCUUUCAGUUCAGAAUGGCAUCCUUACCACCAGGGCCAGCCGCUUCCCACUCUGCAUCGACCCCCAGCAGCAGGCCCUCAACUGGAUCAAGAGAAAGGAGGAGAGGAACAACCUAAGGGUCGCCUCCUUCAACGACCCUGACUUCCUCAAGCAGCUGGAGAUGUCGAUAAAAUACGGGACCCCUUUUCUGUUCCAUGAUGUGGAUGAGUACAUCGACCCUGUGAUUGACAGUGUCCUGGAGAAGAACAUCAAGACUUCCCAAGGCCGCCAGUUCAUCAUCCUGGGGGACAAGGAGGUUGACUAUGACUCCAACUUCCGGCUGUAUCUCAACACCAAGCUGGCCAAUCCGAGAUACUCCCCAUCAGUGUUUGGGAAGGCCAUGGUCAUCAACUACACUGUCACGCUGAAGGGCCUGGAGGACCAGCUACUGAGUGUGCUGGUGGCCUACGAGAGGCGGGAGCUAGAGGAGCAGAGGGAGCACCUCAUCCAGGAGACGAGUGAGAACAAAAACCUGCUAAAGGACCUGGAGGACUCACUGCUGCGGGAGCUGGCCACAUCCACAGGGAACAUGCUAGACAAUGUGGAGCUGGUGCAUACCCUGGAAGAGACAAAGUCCAAAGCUACGGAGGUGUCAGAGAAGCUGAAGCUGGCAGAGAAGACAGCCCUGGACAUCGACAGACUUCGGGAUGGUUACAGGCCAGCAGCGCGGCGGGGCGCCAUCCUGUUCUUCGUGCUGUCGGAGAUGGCGCUCGUCAACUCCAUGUACCAGUACUCCCUCAUUGCCUUCCUGGAGGUCUUCGGGCUGUCACUGAAGAAGUCCCUGCCUGACUCCAUCCUCAUAAAGAGGCUGAAGAACAUUAUGGACACGCUGACCUUUAACAUCUACAACUAUGGCUGCACGGGGUUGUUUGAGAGACAUAAGCUCCUCUUCUCCUUCAACAUGACUAUCAAGAUCGAGCAGGCAGAGGGGAGGGUCCCCCAGGAGGAGCUGGACUUCUUUCUAAAAGGGAACAUCUCACUGGAGAAGAGUAAGCGGAAGAAGCCGUGUACCUGGCUGUCAGACCAGGGCUGGGAAGACAUCAUUCUCCUGUCAGAGUUGUUUUCAGACAUUUUUGGACAGCUCCCUGAUGAUCUCGAGCACCAUCUCUCCAUCUGGCAGGAUUGGUAUGACCUGGACUCGCUAGAGCAGUUCCCAUUCCCUCUGGACUAUGACAAAUACAUCACUGCGUUCCAGAAACUGCUUAUUUUACGCUGCUUCCGGGUAGACCGGGUAUAUCGUGCAGUGACGGACUAUGUGACCCUCACCAUGGGAGAGAAGUAUGUGCAGCCCCCAAUGAUCAGCUUCGAGACCAUUUUCGAGCAGAGCACCCCCAAUUCGCCCAUUGUGUUCAUCCUGAGUCCUGGCUCGGACCCUGCCAGUGAUCUCAUGAAGCUGGCUGAGCGGAGUGGCUUUGGGGGCAAUCGCCUCAAGUUUCUCGCAAUGGGUCAAGGUCAAGAAAAGGUGGCACUGCAGCUGCUGGAGACCGCAGUGGCUCGUGGACAGUGGCUCAUGCUGCAGAACUGCCAUCUCCUGGUCAAGUGGCUGAAGGACCUGGAGAAGUCCCUGGAGAGGAUCACCAAGCCACACCCAGACUUCCGCCUGUGGCUUACCACGGACCCCACCAAGGGCUUCCCCAUUGGGAUCCUGCAGAAGUCCUUAAAGGUGGUCACAGAGCCACCUAAUGGGCUCAAACUGAACAUGCGCGCAACCUAUUUCAAGAUCUCCCAUGAAAUGCUGGAUCAGUGCCCACAUAACGCCUUCAAGCCCCUGGUCUACGUGUUGGCCUUCUUCCACGCUGUGGUACAAGAGAGAAGGAAGUUUGGCAAGAUUGGCUGGAAUGUGUAUUAUGAUUUCAAUGAGUCCGACUUCCAGGUCUGCAUGGAAAUCCUAAGCACCUAUCUAACGAAAGCCUUCCAGCAGCAUGACCCGCGCAUCCCAUGGGGCAGCCUCAAGUACCUGAUCGGAGAGGUCAUGUACGGAGGUCGGGCCAUCGACAGCUUUGACCGGCGCAUCCUAACCACGUACAUGGACGAGUACCUGGGCGACUUCAUUUUCGAUACCUUUCAACCAUUCCACUUCUUCCGGAACAAGGAAGUGGACUAUAAAAUCCCUGUGGGUGAUGUAAAGGAUAAAUUCGUUGAAGCCAUCGAGGCCCUCCCACUUGCCAACACGCCAGAAGUGUUUGGUCUCCAUUCCAAUGCUGAGAUUGGCUACUACACACAGGCAGCUCGAGACAUGUGGGGCCAUCUGCUGGAGCUACAGCCACAGACAGGGGAAUCCAGCAGUGGCAUCAGCCGUGAUGACUACAUUGGCCAGGUGGCCAAGGACAUUGAAAACAAGAUGCCCAAGAUCUUUGACCUGGACCAGGUCCGGAAGCACUUGGGCUUGAACAUCUCACCCACCUCGGUGGUGCUGCUGCAGGAGCUGGGGCGCUUCAACAAGCUUGCCAUUCGCAUGACCAGAUCUCUGGCUGAGCUCCAGAGAGCCUUGGCUGGGGAAGUUGGGAUGAGCAGUGAGUUAGAUGAUGUAGCCAGGUCUCUCUUCCUCGGGCACAUCCCUCACAUCUGGAGGAAGCUUGCCCCUGACACCCUGAAGACCCUUGGAAACUGGAUGCUCUACUUCCUGCGGCGGUUCAGUCAGUACACACUGUGGGUUACGGAGAGUGAGCCCAGCGUGAUGUGGCUCUCAGGGCUGCACAUCCCAGAGUCCUACCUCACAGCACUGGUACAGGCCACAUGCCGGAGGAAUGGCUGGCCGCUGGACCGGUCCACUUUGUUCACACAAGUGACCAAGUUCCAGGAUGCUGAUGAAGUAAACGAGCGUGCGGGGCAAGGGUGCUUUGUCUCGGGGCUCUACCUGGAGGGCGCUGACUGGGACAUAGAGUUUGGGUGUCUUAUCAAGAGCAAGCCCAAGGUGCUGGUUGUGGACCUGCCCAUCCUGAAGAUCAUCCCCAUUGAAGCUCACCGCCUGAAGCUACAGAACACCUUCCGGACACCUGUCUACACUACCUCCAUGAGGAGGAAUGCCAUGGGAGUCGGCCUAGUGUUUGAAGCUGACCUCUUUACCACGAAGCACAUCUCACACUGGGUGCUACAGGGUGUGUGCCUCACCCUGAACUCAGAUUAACUCUAGCAUGUGGAGGACUACAUGGAGCUACCAUGCUAUGGUGGGCCACACAGGUGCUGAUGCUUCAUGAAGAAUGGGAGACUGGUGUCGUUUCAGGUGCAGUGGUGGUGGAAAGUGUUUGAUGCUGAAUUUCCUUACAUUUGAAAUUGGCCAUAUAAACAUACUUUUCUAUUAAAUGAAUCUUGUUAUGCGA
Cricetulus griseus (Chinese hamster) is the source of this 13753-nucleotide messenger RNA. Lineage: Eukaryota; Metazoa; Chordata; Mammalia; Rodentia; Cricetidae. The record is from RefSeq and is a predicted model, not a curated record.